Molecule: messenger RNA, 831 nt
Organism: Gastrolobium bilobum
Lineage: Eukaryota; Viridiplantae; Streptophyta; Magnoliopsida; Fabales; Fabaceae
Product: large ribosomal subunit protein uL6
Exons: 3
Coding region: 81-659 (192 amino acids)
Biological process (GO): cytoplasmic translation
Cellular component (GO): ribosome; cytosolic large ribosomal subunit
Molecular function (GO): rRNA binding; structural constituent of ribosome
Source: RefSeq, a predicted model, not a curated record
AGGGUUUUGCGCGUUGCAGUUUGGAGACACAAACAAAGAGGCGCUAGAGAGAGGGAGAGGAAGAGGAGGUAGUUGCAGAGAUGAAGACUAUCCUUUCUUCUGAGACUAUGAACAUUCCCGAUGGCGUGAGCAUCAAGGUGCACGCCAAGGUCAUCGAAGUUGAAGGCCCUCGUGGCAAGUUGGUCCGAGAUUUUAAGCAUUUGAAUCUUGAUUUCGAGCUCAUCACCGACGAUAACGGCCAGAAGAAGCUUAAGAUCGAAGCCUGGUUCGGAUCCCGUAAAACCUCCGCCUCCAUACGCACUGCCCUCAGCCACGUCGGGAAUCUCAUCACCGGCGUCACCAAGGGAUAUCGCUACAAGAUGAGGUUCGUCUACGCUCACUUCCCCAUCAACGCUAGCAUCACCAACAGCAACUCUUCCAUCGAAAUCCGAAAUUUCCUCGGCGAAAAGAAGGUGAGGAAAGUGGACAUGCUUGCAGGAGUUUCCGUUGUUCGAUCUGAAAAGGUUAAGGAUGAGUUGGUUUUGGAUGGUAAUGAUAUUGAAUUAGUUUCUCGAUCCUGUGCUCUCAUUAACCAGAAAUGCCAUGUCAAAAAUAAGGAUAUCCGGAAGUUCCUUGAUGGUAUUUAUGUUAGCGAGAAGGGGACCAUAUUUGAAGAGUAGUGGUGAAAACAGGCAUUUUGUUGUUGUUUUAAAAUUUGAAUUAAGCUUCUCUUCUGCUUUUUAGUGGCGAGUAUUUGGACACAGUUUUUAUUAGCUUGUUGAGAAUGGAUUUUGCAAUUUUGUGUUAUCGAAGUUAUCUUUUUGGAGAUCUUACUUGAAAUUAUUUCUUCUA